AUCGUGCCCAUGGCUCCUUGUUGAAGGCGUUAACAAUAAUCUAGAUAGUGUUUCUCGUUAUUUUAUCCACUCGUGAUUCACUCGUUUUUUUAUUGAACGCAUGUAAUUCACUACUCCCAGCUCUUAUUAAUAUGUAUUAUUUGAUAGGUUGUGUUAACAUUAAAAGUUGAGAUUUAGCAUUGAAUCGACACACCUUAUCCAUUGAAGAAUGAAAAGAUUGUUCAAUUUUUCCAUUUUUAUUGACUUAUUCCGGUUGUGGGUGUAUUAAAUCGGUAGUUAUAUCACACGGCCGUCUGUCAUGCCAUUUUUUAAUCAUUUUUAUAGGCAGUUCUCCUGAUUAAAUCCUCACUAUAUACUUUCAUCAAAAUGGACGAUCAGAGUGACUCCCAAAAGUGGCAACAGCAUUUAUCAUUACUUCGAUCCCAGUACGUUAAUUUAUAUACAACAAAUACAGAAUUACGAUACAAAUAUGAAAUAGCCACUGCGAAUGACAAUGAAUCAGGAUUCAUUGAGAGAUUAUUAACGAUUGUUGCGUCGCUAUAUCGGCAGAAACGUUACAGUGAUCUGACUAUAAAAUUGAAUAAUGGAAAUGUGCCAGCUCAUAAAUUUAUAUUAAGCGCAAGGAGUGAUUAUUGGAAUGCAGCAGCAUUGGCAGAUGUCUUCGAAUUAGAUUGGAGUGAUUUAGAUGGUGAUAUUGGCUUAAUAUUACUGAAAUGGAUUUACACAAGCAUCGUGGACAAAGAAAAUUUGACUCUUGAAUUUAUGAAAGCAGCAUCUAGUUUUCAAUUGAAAGAACUUGUUGAACAAUGUGAAACUUACCUCAUUGGUACUGUCAGCCUCAAAGAUUGUGUGGCACUUUAUACAGCAGCGGAAGGAUUAGGCGCUGAAAAAUUGCGAGAGCACUGCGGUGCCCUUAUGUCUACGCACUGGGACGACUUGACUGGUAAUGAUUUCAAGGAAAUGCCCGGUGCUUUACUCUAUCAGCUCUUGAAGACAAAAAGCAAAUAUCCAUUGCAUUCGGCUGUGAGAUUGGAAAGAGAAGACGUGGUAUUUCUAUAUUUGGUCGAACACAACGCGGAGCUUCCAAAAGUGGUAAAUGCAGUUGACGAAAAAGGCCGACGAGCACUAGAGGUGGCUCUCAAGUUACGUCAACCUUCUCUCGCACGUACGCUGGUAGAACAUCAGGCUGAUUUGAGUGCUAAAGAUUUCCAUGGUCUCACGCUAUUGCAAUCCGCUAUUCUCAAAGGCGAUUCAUAUGCUGCUGAAUUUAUUAUUGAACAGUUGGAAAAUAGCGGUGGAUCACACCAUUUGUCAGACCAAUUAAUAUUAGAUAAUAAUACUGCAGAUGAAACGAUAAAGCAAUUUGAACAUUGUACCGUGCUUCAUUUGAUAGCUAAGCACAAUACUCCAGAUAUGGUAGGUGUUGCUGCUAAACUCUUGCAGGCAGGCAUCGACAAUAAUGUACAAGAUAAAAGAGGAUGGAGUGCUCUUCAUUGGAGUAUCGUCGAAAAACACGAGCCCCUUUUCGAACUUCUACUGGAGUCCCCCAACAUAAAUUUAGACAUUAAAACAGGAGAAAGUCACUCGCCCUUGUCAUUUGCUUUGCGUGCAGAACCGUAUAAUAGAAUAUUCGCUGAGAAAUUGCUCUCUCACGGUGCCACACUAAAUCCGAUUUGCACUGACAAUCAAGAUACUCUACUUCACAUAUUAGCAAGAGAAAGUAAAGAGGAAGCUGCUAUAUUUCUCAUUCGUCAUUCCGACAAUAAUUUGAUAACAAAGCAAGUAAACCUCGACAAUUGCACUGUACUCCACGAAGCAUGUUGCGCUGGUCUUGCAGAGCUCUCCAAAGUGCUGUUAGAAAUGGACCCUUCGGGCCAAUCCAUAACCACUGUUACCAAAAACACUAAUGAAACUCCUCUGCAUUUAGCUGUUUCAAAUCUUCAUUUUGAUGUCGUUGAGGUACUUCUCAAGUCGUCAACAAAUUCAAAAGUCCAGCUGAACAAGAAAAACAUUGAGGGCGAAACCCCACUCGGUUUGGCUAUAAAAACGCCAUUGAAAAGAGGACGCAAAAUUGUAACCGUACUAAUAAAUGCAGGUGCUAAUAUCAAUGAAGUCAAUGAGAAAGGCUUGAAUCUUUUACACCAAGCUAUUCUGAAAGAAGAUUCAGCCACAGCGAUAUUCCUCCUGGAAAAUGGGGCAGACAUGAAUGCCAAAACUCCGGAAGGUGAAAAUCCCCUACAAUUGAGUGUGCACUGCCGAUUAGGUGAAGUUGUGGAAGCACUUUGUAGGCGUGGAGUAGACACUUCAAUCGGUUCCCCACUGUGGGAUGCUCUAGACUCGAAUCAAGAGGAUACUGCUUCAAUUUUAGUGACUCAUGGUGCAGAUACGGAUUGCUGGAGUCCUGGACCAGAUGGUUGCGUUCAGACACUUCUACAUCGCGCAAUCGACGACAAUAAGGAAGAAAUUGCCCAAUUCUUAAUUCGUAGUGGGUGUGAUCUCAAUGCACCGAGAAAACCUGGACCGGACGGUGCUGGUGGUGAUGAAGCUAAAGAUAAUUGUACUCCAUUGCAUCUCUGUUGUCAAUGGGGUCUUGAACAGGUUGUUCAAACACUUGUCGAGCAUGGUGCAAAUGUUAAUGCACGUGAUGCUGAGGGAAAGACACCCAUCCAUGUUGCCAUUCAGAAUCAACAUGAACAGAUAAUAUCUCUCCUACUCUGUCAUCCUAGUAUUGAUCUUUCGUCACGAGAUAAAAAAGGGUCAAGUCCUUUCGCUAGUGCUCUUAUUGUUAGAAAUAACAAAGCCGCUCAAGCAAUACUCGAGAGAUUACCAAGUGCAGCUGAGCAGUUCGAUAAUAAAGGAAGAAAUUUUCUUCAUAUGGCCAUCCAAAAGGGCGAUAUGGAGAGCAUUCUCUUUUUAUUGUCAAUUCAGGUUGACGUCAACUCGAGGGUUCAAGAUGUUAUACAAACACCCCCUCUACAUCUUGCAGUCACUUCUGGUAAUGAAAUGUUAGUCAGAAGUUUAAUAUUAGCAGGCGCAAGAAUCAACGAUACAGAUGCACAUAGGAAUACUGCAUUGCACGCAACUGCUAAGGCUGGCCAUGCAGCAAUUGUAUCUGCUUUACUCCAGAAUGGUAUAAAUUUCGAUGCCACCAAUGCUGACGGCGAUAAUGCGCUCCAUGUAGCCGUGCGAGAUGGCCAUGUGUCAGUUGUGAGAGCCCUAUUGACGGAAUGCACUCUCGACGCAGAAACAGUGAAUCUUAAAGGAAGAAAUCCACUCCACGAACUGGCGAGAUGUGGACGUGAUAAUGCAGCCACAAUCUGUGAUCUUUUCCUUGAAACCAUGUCGCAGUAUCCAAUUAACAAUUCAGAUGCCGAUGGGAAUACGCCUUUAUUGACAGCUUACAUGAAAGGCAAUGGCAAUUUAUGUCGUACGCUAGUCAAGGCUGGUGCUUGUCUUGGCUCCAUGAACAAAGAUGGAAUCACAAUAUUCAAUUAUCAAGUUGCAACGAAGCAAUUGUUAUAUAGAUUAUUAGAUUCGUUGACUCAAGAAGCGCCGUGGGCUGAUAAAGAUAUUUGUCUAGAAUGUGGAACCAAAUUUUCCCUCACUAUGAGGAAACACCAUUGUCGUCAUUGCGGAAGAAUUCUGUGCAGUAAAUGCUCAGGUCAAGAUGUGCCAAUCCUAAAGUUUGGACUUAAUAAACCAGUAAGAGUCUGUGCUGUUUGUUUCGAUGUACUCCAGGUUGGAGCCGAAUGAAUGGAAAUAAUCAAAAUAUGUUUAUCCUGAAUGUUACAUCGUCACUAUUUCAUAAAGAAAACUCUACUCUCUAAUAAAAUAAAGAUAUAUAUGAAAAGAGAAAACAGGAUUUUAAAAAGUGCAUAACUUUAAUGAAUAAUUUUCCACCAUACUUAAUUUUUUCCCUCUAUUUUUCCAAUUUUUAUAUACAUGACAAAUAUAACUAUGGUAAGUAUGAUUCAGUGAUGAGAAAUACCGAGAAUCUUUUAUUCGUGUAUUUACCCAUCUACUUGAGCUUACUGAAGAGAGUUUUUGAAGCA
Messenger RNA from Fopius arisanus, 4052 nucleotides. Its product is annotated as rabankyrin-5. Gene Ontology annotation, biological process: protein localization to ciliary inversin compartment. The record is from RefSeq and is a predicted model, not a curated record. Bases 367 to 3753 code for a protein of 1128 amino acids. Gene Ontology annotation, molecular function: protein binding; metal ion binding. Gene Ontology annotation, cellular component: ciliary inversin compartment. The transcript has 10 exons. Lineage: Eukaryota; Metazoa; Arthropoda; Insecta; Hymenoptera; Braconidae.